AUGAUCGAGUAAAACAAAUAAAAUAAAUGUAAACAAAGCUUUAUUAUUUUAAAAAAGAGAAGAAUAAAAUUAGUCAAAAAUGGAGAUCCAGCAUAAAUAAUUAAUUGCUUAAUAAAAUAACAUAUAAAUUUUGAUUAAUUAGAAAAUAUAAUUAUAGAAAAUAUGUAAUUAAGUAAAGAUUUUUAAGGUUAAAUUCGAGUUUUUAAAGUUGGGGGAAUAGAAAUAUUAAAUGAGGAUGUUUAAUAUAUAAAAAAUAAUGAUAUUUUAUACGUUUCGGAAGGCCAAGAGUUCGACGAAAGUUCAAACUUUGCUAUUUAUAAGAUAAUAAGAGUUUUAGGAGAAGGAGGUUUCGGGAAAGUAUAUAAAGCAAAAAAUAGAAUAACAAAAUAAUGUGUAGCAAUAAAGAUGAUUGAAUGGCAAAAAAUAAAAAACGCAAAAGAAACAGAAAUGAUAUUCAAAGAAUUAGUUGCAUUAAAAAAUUUAAACCAUAAUAAUAUUGUAAAAGUAUAUAAUUGUUUUACUCUACAUAAAACUAUGAGUGUGGCUUUAAUUUUGGAAUACUUAGAUGGAGGAGAUUUGAGAUCGUAUUUAGAUGAUAGUAAAAUUAUAAAAGAAGAUGAGGCUUAAAAAUUAUUUUAUUAAUUACAUUCUGCAAUUUAUUAUUGCCAUAGAGAAGGUAUUAUACAUAGAGAUUUAAAAUUAGAAAAUAUUAUGUUUAAUGAUUAAAAUCAUAAAAUUAUUAAAGUUGUUGAUUUUGGUAUUUCGGGUAAAUAAUCUUUAAUUAAUAUUGAUUAUACUGAAGCUGGUACAGUUAGAUAUUUAGCACCUGAAGUUAUAAAAAGUCAUGCUCCAGCUCAUCCUAGUAUUGAUGUUUGGGCUUUAGGAUGUAUUUUAUUCUGGAUUUUGACAGGAAAUUCGCCUUUUAAUUAAAAAUAAAAAGAAGCUAUUUAAGAAAAUAUAGUGAAGGGAAAGUGGGAAUUUCAGAAUAGUGAUAAAAAAAGAUUGACUAAAAGUGUAUAAGAUUUAAUUAAAAAAUGCUUAUUGUUGAUUAAAAUUAAAGAAUUACAAUGUAGGAAAUAUAAGAUCAUAUAUGGAUGA
Messenger RNA from Ichthyophthirius multifiliis, 1098 nucleotides. RefSeq names its product protein kinase domain protein. The record is from RefSeq and is a predicted model, not a curated record. NCBI's taxonomy places the organism in Eukaryota, Ciliophora, Oligohymenophorea, Hymenostomatida. Gene Ontology annotation, biological process: protein phosphorylation. Gene Ontology annotation, molecular function: ATP binding; protein kinase activity. The transcript has 3 exons.